CAGACACCCAGAGUGUGCGCGUCCAGGGCUCCCAGGGAGGGGCCUCCAGUUGGAGGUUAGUUACUGGGAGGAGGUUGCAGAGAUUAAGAGGAUCCCGGAGUGUCCGCACGAGGGGGCGCAGCUGUCAGCCUGCAGAGAGUCGGGAGCUGGCGCCAAGGCAGCCGGAGGAUGCCGAGGGGCCGGAGCCGGGUGGGCCUGAGGCCGAGGCGUGCGCUGCCCCCCUUUCCUAUCCCUUGAGCCACGCCAGCCGCCUGACGCGCUGUCCCCUGGAUCCACCACACCCGGGCUCCCGCGGGUGCUGCUCCCCCUCAAGGCCGCGCCCCUCUCCCGGUGGUGUUGCGUGUAGCCGCUGCUGCCUCUGCUCAGAACCCAAGCCUCGGCCGCUGGCCAUGGAGGUGGCGCCGGAGCAGCCGCGCUGGAUGGCGCACCCGGCGGUCCUGAAUGCGCAGCACCCCGACUCGCACCACCCGGGCCUGGCGCACAACUACAUGGAGCCCGCGCAGCUGCUGCCUCCGGAUGAGGUCGACGUCUUUUUCAACCACCUCGACUCGCAGGGCAACCCCUACUACACCAACCCGGCCCAUGCGCGGGCGCGUGUCUCCUACAGUCCUGCGCACGCCCGCCUGACCGGAGGCCAGAUGUGUCGUCCACACUUGUUGCACAGCCCGGGGUUGCCGUGGCUGGACGGGGGUAAAGCAGCCCUGUCCGCCGCUGCAGCACACCACCACAACCCCUGGACCGUGAGCCCAUUCUCCAAGACACCGCUGCACCCCUCAGCUGCUGGAGGCCCCGGAGGCCCCCUCUCCGUGUAUCCAGGGGCCGCGGGCGGGAGUGGGGGAGGCAGCGGGGGCUCUGUGACUUCCCUCACCCCCACUGCAGCCCACACUGGCUCCCACCUUUUCGGCUUCCCACCCACGCCGCCCAAGGAAGUGUCUCCCGACCCCAACACUACCGGGGCUGCCUCCCCAGCCUCCUCUUCCGCAGGAGGUAGUGCGGCUCGGGGAGAGGACAAGGAUGGCAUCAAGUACCAGGUUUCGCUGGCCGAGAGCAUGAAGAUGGAAAGCGGCAGCCCCCUGCGCCCAGGCCUGGCUGCUGUGGGCACCCAGCCUGCCACACACCACCCCAUCCCCACCUACCCUUCCUAUGUGCCGGCUGCUGCCCACGACUACAGCACCGGACUGUUUCACCCUGGAGGCUUCCUGGGUGGCCCUGCCUCCAGCUUCACCCCUAAGCAACGCAGCAAGGCACGCUCCUGCUCAGAAGGCCGAGAGUGUGUCAACUGUGGGGCCACAGCCACUCCUCUCUGGCGGCGAGAUGGCACUGGCCACUACCUGUGCAAUGCCUGUGGGCUCUACCACAAGAUGAAUGGGCAGAAUCGGCCGCUCAUCAAGCCCAAGCGGAGACUGUCUGCUGCCAGGAGAGCAGGCACUUGUUGUGCAAAUUGUCAGACGACAACCACCACCUUAUGGCGCCGAAAUGCCAAUGGGGACCCUGUCUGCAAUGCCUGUGGCCUCUACUAUAAGCUGCAUAAUGUGAACAGGCCGCUGACCAUGAAGAAGGAAGGGAUUCAGACUCGGAACCGGAAGAUGUCCAACAAGUCCAAGAAGAAUAAGAAGGGGGCAGAGUGCUUUGAGGAGCUAUCCAAGUGUAUGCAGGAGAAGGCCUCCCCCUUUAGCGCUGCUGCCCUGGCUGGACACAUGGCACCUGUGGGCCACAUCCCACCCUUCAGUCACUCGGGACACAUCUUGCCCACCCCGACGCCCAUUCACCCUUCCUCCAGCCUCUCCUUUGGCCACCCCCACCCAUCCAGCAUGGUGACCGCCAUGGGCUAGAGACAGCACUCCACAAACAGACAGCUGGAUGCAAAGGAGGGUGGUCUGCAGCUUGAGGCUGGAUGCUGCCAAGAUGGGUGGACCAAAACCUUAGCUGUCUGCCCUUCCCUCAAGACUGAUGCCUCUCCUAUGAGCCCGGCCGGAGCCCCUUGCUGCCUCGCUUGUGGGCGCUCUGCUCAGUGGUCCCCAGUCACUGUGAAGAUUCUCCCUGGAGCGGAGAGGCGGCCUCCGCCCAGCUGCUAUCCAGGUGGGGCUUCCAUCACCAACAAUUGUAUGGAGAGCAGAAAGGACAACUUUAUGAAGAGAGAAGGAGGGGGCAAGGGACAAACAAAGGAAACCAUUUUCAGAAGGAAAAAGGAGUAGGCAAAGAUAAUUUAUUUGCUCUUGUUUCUAACAAUGACUGGAAGAUUUGGGAAGGUCUGAGCUGUCCAAGGCUCUCCCAGUCUUCCUCACCGCCAAGUGUUGCUUGGCCUGUCCACCUGCCAGGGCUCUGAGGGCAGAUCUGCGGGGGACUUCAGCCCACACCUUCUCCGGCCUCCCUCUUUGAAAUGCUGAGCCCCAGGCUGGGCUGAGCCAAUCUCGAGGGGUUAUUGCCCACAGGAGGCAGAGCCAGUGCGUGCCCUGCUGGUGGGCCCUGGAGGGCAGAGACAAUCACAGGCGGUCCUGCGCAGAUUCCCAGGCCUGGGCUGGGUCACAGGAAGGAAACAACAUUUUCUUGAGAGGGGAAAUGUCGCCCAGUUUGCUCCCCUGGCUCUGAGGCUGAAGCUGGUGUGACUUGUGUCCCCCUAAUGGCAGAGCCACAGCCCGCUUCCCUUACCAGGUGGACCCCUGUACAUACAUUCUUUUUCUGCUAACCCCUUGGUCCCCUCCCCUCCCACUAUGAGACAAAAGAAAAAAUUAUUUUAAAAAACUUGUAUAAGCUUAACUCACUGAUGAGUUAGUUGUUUUAUUUUUAAACUCUUUUUGGGUCCAGUCAAUUGUACUUUGCUACGGAAGCCCUUGCUAUGGAAAGGAAUAAAACCUACAAACCAAGGCUGUAGCUUUGCAAUUAUUUUUGGAAAAGUUUUUGGAUCCCACAGCCCUAGAAUGGAGAGCUGGGGGCCAGGGGAGGGGCCUUGGCUGCUCUUGGCUUCCGGGGGUUGAUCUGGCAGGUGGCAAAGGCAGGAGUUGGGGGUGGGUCAAAACCAAGACUGAGAGAGAGGCCACAACCCUGCUGGAGUCCCAGGAGACCUGGGUUCUGCUCUGCUUUGUUGUGGUUGUCUGGAUCCUUCCCAAGGUACAGCUGUACAUAACUGUGUCUGAGUUUAGAUUCUGUAUGCGAUGGUGGUGGGGUGUGCGGCUGGCGAGGCCAGGCCCCCGAAGAGGAUUGUGCUGAUAUAGUUGACCAAGUGCAAUAUGGGCAGGCAAUCGCUGGAGGGGCACCACCGCCAGGAAUAACUUAUUUUGUACUAGCAUCUGCAUAAGAAGAAUCGGCAGCAUUUUCUGUUUUUAUGUUUUAUUUGGCUUGUUUUAUUUUGGAUUAGUGAACUAAGUUAUUGUUAAUUAUGUACAACAUUUAUAUAUUGUCUGAAAAAAAUGUAUGCUAUCCUCCUAUUCCUUUAAAGUGAAUACUGUUAAGAAUAAUAAAUACUUUUUGUGAA
This is a messenger RNA of Hipposideros armiger (great roundleaf bat), 3472 nucleotides long. It is a transcript of the gene GATA2, whose product is annotated as GATA binding protein 2. Bases 390 to 1832 code for a protein of 480 amino acids. Gene Ontology annotation, cellular component: nucleus. Gene Ontology annotation, molecular function: zinc ion binding; RNA polymerase II cis-regulatory region sequence-specific DNA binding; DNA-binding transcription factor activity, RNA polymerase II-specific. Gene Ontology annotation, biological process: cell fate commitment; positive regulation of miRNA transcription; positive regulation of angiogenesis. The record is from RefSeq and is a predicted model, not a curated record. The transcript has 7 exons. NCBI's taxonomy places the organism in Eukaryota, Metazoa, Chordata, Mammalia, Chiroptera, Hipposideridae.